AUGGCGCCCUCGGGUCACCAGCAACACCGCAUCCAGAAUGCGCAUGCGUGGCUCUGCAGGUGGUGCACGAACGAGAAGACGGGCGAGAGAUGGUGGAACAGGGCGGAUUGCACGUUCUGCAAGUCGUGCAAGGUCGCCAAGGGCGCAGCCUACUUCGGCCCGCGCCCAGCAGGGAAACGUCUCAAGAAGGAGGCCGCCGCCAAGGGCCGCGAGAUCCAGGAGCUCAAGAAGCAGCUCGUGGCGUCGCGGCAGUCGGGCGGCGGGGCCUCAGCGAUGCAGGUCGACAGCCCUGGCGCCGACAAGCCUGCGGGCCCCGAGGCAGACAAGGCGGUGCUCGAGCGGCUCACCGCCGCCAUCGCCGCCAUUGGGGGCGCCCCCGACGAGCUCUUGGCUAAGCCGGUCGGAGCCCGUCUUCACCUCCCCACCAAUCGCUGCGCGGCGCUCGAGAAGAAGAAGAAGGAGCGCCAGCUGGCCGCCCUGGACAAGCUGCAUGCGCAGAUCCAGGAGAUCCAGCUGGCCGUCGCCGACGCAGAGAAGGCGCUGCUGGAGACGUCCAAGGAGCUCGUGGCCGCCGAGGCGGACAGGCGCAGCGCCGCGGCGCUGGCGCCGCGCCCCGAGGCGGGCGUCUUCUCUCUCAAGGCGACGAUCCCCGCCCUGGACUUGUCAGUCUCCGACGUGGGCAAGAUGCUGGAGGCGGUCGGUGCGGGCGCGUCUCUUGCCGAGUCUAUCCAGGCUAACUUCGCGAAGCUGCGCGAGCUUGAUGCUGCCGCAGCGGAGCGAGGACGUGCACAGGAGAGAGCUGCCGCGGCUGAGCCGCCCACCAGCGCCGCGGCCAGCAGCGCUGGCAGCGCGAGUGCAGGAGCUGCCGACCUUGCCGAGCAUCUUCCUGUCCCUGCCGACGACGGCGACCUGGGCGAGCUGCAAGCCUUCUACCGCGUGGUCUUCGACGCCGAGCCCCCUGGCAGCGAG
Messenger RNA from Prorocentrum cordatum, 969 nucleotides. Lineage: Eukaryota; Dinophyceae; Prorocentrales; Prorocentraceae. The record is from the annotation of a GenBank genome assembly.